UCUCUGGUGUGGAAGCUGUGAUAUGAUCCGGCUGUGUUUACUCUGAAGGGCUGACGCCAGAGAGGACUGAGCCUGUUCACAGAGACCGGGGAGGGAACCGGACUGUGCAGAACUUCCCUUAGACAGCAGGUGACUUACUUACAGAACACGCCGACACCAAGUGAAGACAUGAGGGUGAAGACAUGAAGACGUGAAGACAUGAAGACAUGAGGGUUAGCGUUAGCGUUAGCAGCAGGAGCCGGAUGGAGCUUGACUUGUUGUGACAGGAAACAUUCCUGAACGGCUUCGAUGAUGAUCAGCUGUGACCUUUGACCCCUCACCUGCAGACUCACCUGCCCUGUCCACCUGAGUGGGGGGGGCGGGGCCCGAGGAGCCGUCGCCAUGGCAACAACCUCCUCCCUGCUUAGCAGAGGUCUGGGUCUGGUUCUGGUGGAGUUCCAGUAUGAGUACCAGGGCCGGGACGGUGCGCUGGUCUCCAUCAAACCCAACGAGCGCUACGUGCUGCUGGCCAAGAGCAACGACCACUGGUGGCAGGUGCAGAGCGACCACGACCGCGGCUCCAAGCCCUUCUACAUCCCCGCCAAGUACGUCAAGGAGCUUCCGCCGGACGUCCCCUCGCCGCUGGACUUCCACCCGCCCAGUCCCAGUCCUGACCCGGUGCUGCUUCCUGCAGCCGCGCCGGUCCCGGUCCCGGUCCCGGUUCCCGUUCCCGUUGCAAAGACUCUGGACCAAGUUUCCGGUAAUAAAGCGGUGCUGGAGGAACCCAGAACCAAACCAGCGGACGAGGUUCUGAUCCGGCUCAGACCCGACAGAUACCGGAAGACCGAGAACCGCAUGUCCACGUUUGGAUUCCCGCCGGACGUCCACGACGCCUCCCCCUUGACGGCGCCGCGACUUCCCAGCAGCCUUCCCAGCAGCCUUCCCAGCAGCCUUCCCAGCAGCCUUCCCAGCAGCCUUCCCGCUGGUCCUGCAGAUAAACCAACGGGCAAACCAGCAACGGGCAAACCAGCAACGGGCAAACCAGCAACGGGCAAACCAACGACGGGCAGCGUGACUACAAACAUGGCCGACAGCGCCGUCAACAAGAAGCUCCCCGUGUUCUUGGACGAACACAAAGACUCGGACAGACCCAGAGUUCCCGGUUUCAACCCGGCGGACCCCGUCGUCGUGGCGCCGCGGCCCCACGCCCCUCUCAUCGCCGUGGCGACGCCGUCUGUCCCCGUGGUUACCGCCGCACCCUCACCAUCCACGGCUUGCCAGGACACGCAGGAGUCGCCGAUAGAGACGGAGGAGGAGGAGGAAGAGGAAGAGGAGGAGAGAAAAGGAGACUCGCUGAAGGAGGAAGAAUCAAACCACAUCUACGAGUCAAUCCAGGACCUGAACCUGGACCUGGACACUCUGAUUGGAGGACGGGAGAGUCCUGCAGCGCCGCCUCAACCCCCAGCCCCACCCCCAACACAGAUUGGUCCUGAGGCGGCCCCGCUCUCGCCCGUCUACGCUAACGUCUCCUCUCUGAAGAAAGCGUCCCUCCCUCAGAUCUCCGUCUCUGGCCCCGCCCUCCCGCCAUCGCCGCCACCAGGCCCCGCCCCCUCACCACCAGGCUCCUCCUCUGGGAUGAUAAGCCCCGCCUCCCCGCUCCACCCACAGGAUGGCUGGCAGGUGCACACAGACCAGGACAGUGGGAAGGUGUUUUAUUUCCAUACUGUGAGUAAACAGACCACGUGGUCCGACCCCCGUGGGGCCACCCCCCCGCCGUCUGCAGACAUGGACCGGUCCAGAGGGUGCUCCCCAUCCCCCUCCCCUCUGCUCUCCCCCGCCUCCUCGCAGGGUUCCUGUGUUUGGGAGCAGCUGGUGGACGAAGUCUCUGGGAGGUUUUACUACUACAAUCCCGCAUCAGGAGCCACGUCCUGGGACGCCCCGGAGCCGCCGUCGCCCUCCUCACCCCCAGGAUCCACCACCAACAGGAAGCCCACCGCAGGCCCGCCUCCGCUGCCAGAGGAAGAUUAUCCUGUUAACCACCACAAUGACACCGUCUUCACAACGAAUCCUCAGCAGCAGCCAGCGGUGGUGCCGCUGAUUCCCAGAGCCCAUCUACAGGAGAUUCCGUCUCUGCCCCAGAGGCUGAUGGGAAACGGAGUUUCUGAGGAGGGAACGACGGCGUCGGCCAGGAACUGGAGACACAGCGUGGCCGAAGACACGUUUGCUCCGAGCCACCGGAGGAACGUCUCCGACUUCACCGACAUCUCCGUCAACAGACAAUCUCCAGACAGUCAACAGCUUCCUGACAGACCCGCCCUGAAGAGGAAUCUGUCCGACCGGAGCGUCGGCUCCCGCCAGCCACACGGCCAUCUGCUGGAGAAAGCAGGCAUCAUGAAUAAGACCAAAGUAGCCGAUAACGGCAAAAAGAUCAGGAAGAACUGGAGUCAGUCGUGGACCGUCCUGCACGGAGGGAUCCUAACCUUCCACAGAGACCCCAAAUCUGCCCCUCCUGGGACCGCUAAUAAAUCGUCUCAGAUCGUUCCGGAGUACACGGUGGAGUUGCGAGGAGCCUCGGUGGGUCGCGCCGCCAAGGACAAGUCCUCCAAGAAGAACGUCCUGGAGCUGAAGACACGUCACGGCUGCGAGUAUCUGAUGCAGUACGACACGGAGAGCAUCAUCACCGACUGGCUCAAAGUGAUGCAGGACACCAUCAAACAGCUGGAUCAGGGUUAUCUGACGGAGGACGAGGACGAAGCUGCUUCAGAUAAAGAGGACAAAGACAGGAAGAGGACCGCGAGCCGGACGUCAACAGGAACCGCCGACUCAGAGCAGACGCGAGUUCGGACCAAACUCCGGCGCUUCCUCCAGCGAAGGCCGACGCUGCAGAGCGUCAAGGAGAAGGGCUAUAUCAGAGACAACGUGUUUGGCUGUCACCUGGACACGCUCUGCCACAGAGAGAACGCCACCAUCCCAAAGUUCCUGGAGAAGUGUAUCCGAACGGUGGAGAGGAGAGGUCUGGACGUAGACGGGAUCUACAGAGUGAGUGGGAACCUGGCUGUGAUCCAGAAGCUGCGACACAGAGCAGAUCACGAGGAGCACCUGGACCUGGAGGACGGCCAGUGGGAGGAGAUCCAUGUGAUCACCGGAGCUCUGAAGCUCUUCCUGCGGGAGCUCCCCGAGCCGCUGUUCCCCUUCAGCUGCUUCGACAAGUUCAUCGCCGCCAUCCAAGUCCAGGACUACAGCCUGAGGGUGUCCUACAUGAAGGACCUGGUUCGCUCUCUGCCUCUGCCCAACCACGACACCAUGGAGCUGCUGUUCAAACACCUGCGCAGGGUUAUUGAGCACAAGGACUCUAACAGGAUGUCAGUUCAGAGCGUUGCCAUUGUGUUUGGCCCCACGUUGCUCCGCCCGCAGACUGAGUCAGCCAACAUGACGGUCCACAUGGUGUUCCAGAGCCAAAUAGUGGAGCUCAUGCUCAACGAGUACCACACCGUCUUCUCCCAGAGUUAAAGGAAACAGACCUCUUCUCCCAGGGGGAGAGGAACCUCCAGAACAUCCAGAACCUGCGACGGUUCUCCGAGAAGCCUCCCAACCACCGCGAGACCUGCCAAACAUCUUCCAAAGUGUCUCCGGGUACAUCUACACUGCUACGUUUUAGUUUAAAAAGGAAGAUCUUCUGCUACGUUUCACCUUCUCAUUCCCCCUGCUCUGGUGUUUGGUGUUUCCCCCUUUCAUUCCCCCUGCUCUGACAUUUCCCCCUCUCCUUCCCCCUGCU
Perca fluviatilis (European perch) is the source of this 3754-nucleotide messenger RNA. It is a transcript of the gene arhgap27l, whose product is annotated as Rho GTPase activating protein 27, like. Gene Ontology annotation, cellular component: cytoplasm. Bases 382 to 3489 code for a protein of 1035 amino acids. The transcript is spliced from 23 exons. NCBI's taxonomy places the organism in Eukaryota, Metazoa, Chordata, Actinopteri, Perciformes, Percidae. Gene Ontology annotation, biological process: signal transduction; regulation of GTPase activity. Gene Ontology annotation, molecular function: protein binding. The record is from RefSeq and is a predicted model, not a curated record.